AUGUCGCCCGGCCCAGCGUCUCCGAUUCUUUCGCCCCUCGAAGCUGCCGAAGAUCCUGCCACGAGCCCCGACCUCGUCCACUCGCUAUCCCACGCAAGCACCGUUCUCGCUCUCGCCGUUAGUCCACAGCACGAAACCAUCUACGCCGGUACACAAGACGGUGAAAUAGUAGCAUGGUCUCUUGAAACAUUCCGACAAGUCCGCCGUGUCCAAGCGCACAAGAGAAGCAUUCUCUCCCUUUCGCUAUCGCCUGAUGCCUCACUUUUGUUCUCAAGCGCUGGAGAUCCCAUCAUCAACGUCUGGGACCCCAAGACCUUAACUCGACUCUACGAGAUUUACGGCUCCUACGACGUGGGCGACAUAUUCUGCACAGCGUAUAGCCCUCAACAUGAGACACUAUAUAUCGGUGCGCAAAACGCAACUAUCCAAUGGGUUGGCCUCAACGACGUUACCGCCCGCGUGUCCCCCGAAUCCCAACAGCACCCCGACCGCCGAAAUCACCGCUUCUUCGACUCCAAGGCCGUCGGUGGCGGCGCCAGUACACCCCGACGCAACGACGAUCGAUGGGGAUUGAUUCCCAAAGCCCAUAAUGUCCUCGAGAUGCACGCCGGCUGCGUCAAGAACUUUGCGCACUACGGCUACGUAUACUGCAUGCUCAUGGCCAAGGGUCCGACAGUUGAUGUCGGUACCGAUGAUGACGUUUUGAUCUCUGGUGCGGGUGAUGGUACAAUCAAGCUUUGGAGUCUGGGACAUACGGUUGAGGACAAUGAGGAGCUUGGCGGUGGUAUACAAGAAAUCAUGACAUUGGGUGUCGAUGAUGGUGAGUCUGUUCUGUCAAUGGCACUUGACAGCUCGUUCUUGUACGCCGGCAAGCUCGAUGGCAUUGUUGAGCUAUGGGAUCUGGAUACGGCGCAGCGAUUGAGAGUCAUCAAGGCGCACGACUGUGAUAUCAUGUCAAUCCAAAUGGGCUGGGGAUAUUUGUGGACUGCCGCUACUAAUGGUUGGGCUAGCAAAUACAGCACAACCCACUACGGAAAAUACCAACAUGCCGCGUCCGGUGCUGUUCCCCAGAAAUACCAGUGUCUCCUUCGAUGGGAAGCUCACCAGGGCAAAGUACUUGCAUCAGCUGUGACCAACUACAAGAACAAGCAGUACUUCAUCACGGGCGCCAACGACGACAACAUCUCUGUCUGGUCCAUUGAUACCGAAAAGUGCGGCACCAAAGAGAAGGAAGUUUCGCAGGAUUCAGAUAACCUUCUUCUAUCGUCGCUACGAGAUUUCGUAUCAUACAAGACUGUCUCUUCUCGACCCGAGUUUGCGGAGGAUUGCCGCAAGGGAGCUACAUACCUCGGUGCGCUGUUCAAGCGGCUAGGUGGACAUGUUGAGUUGCUUAGCACUGAGAAGCAUCACAACCCAGUCGUCUACGCUCGGUUUUCUGCCAAGAAGGAGGCUGCUGAAACCCGCAAACGAAUUCUCUUUUAUGGUCACUACGAUGUUGUCGCCGCUGAUAGCCGCAAGGGAAAAUGGGAGACAGAUCCAUUCACCAUGCAGGGAACCAACGGCUACUUGUACGGCCGUGGAGUCAGCGACAACAAGGGUCCUAUCAUCGCUGCCUUGUAUGCAGUGACUGAUCUGAUGGAGAACCAGCAGUUGGAGAACGAUGUUGUCUUUCUGAUUGAAGGCGAGGAAGAGUUUGGAUCGCUCGGGUUUGAAGAGGCUGUCAAGAAGAACAAGGAGCUCAUCGGUGAGGUGGAUUACAUCCUGCUCGCCAACAGUUAUUGGCUUGACGACGAAGUUCCAUGCCUUACGUAUGGUCUUCGUGGUGUGUUGCACACAACCGUCUGCGUUGAUGCGCCUCGUCCAGACAUCCACUCGGGUGUGGAUGGUUCCUACAUGAUGAAUGAGCCUCUUUCCGACCUGACACAAAUCCUUGGUAAACUCAAGGGGCCUGGCAACCAAGUGCAGAUUCCUGGCUUCUACGAUGGGAUCCUCCCCGUUACACCAGAAGAAGACGCCCGGUAUGAUGAUAUCGCCAGGAUUCUGAUCCGCAGCAAUCCCGAAAAGGGUCCUGAGGAGAGGCUGAAGCAGUCGCUUAUGGCGCGCUGGCGUGAACCCAAUCUUACGCUCCACAGAUACAAGGUUUCGGGUCCUGACGGGAGUCUUGUCAGCAGUCAUGCCAGCUCUCAUAUCAGUUUACGAGUAGUACCAGGCCAGGAGGUGGACGUUGUGAUUGAAGCGCUGACGAAAUUCCUCGAGGAAGAGUUUUCGCAGCUCGAGUCGCAGAACAAACUCACCAUCAACGUGGACAACAGAGCGGAGCCGUGGCUUGGUGAUCCCACCAACGCCAUCUUCCAAACACUGGAAAAGGCCAUCCUGGAAACGUGGGAGGACUGCUUUGAGACGUCUGCUUCGUCUGGAGACGCCACACCCGAUGAAAAAACCAACGGCGCAGACAAGUCAAAGGAGGAAGAGAUCCUUUCUGUCAAGACCAAGAUGGGUAAGCCGCGCAAGCCGCUUUAUAUCCGCGAGGGUGGAUCCAUCCCUGCGAUUCGAUUUCUAGAGAAGGAAUUCGGAGCACCAGCAGCUCAUCUUCCUUGUGGGCAGUCUAGUGAUUCUGCUCAUUUGGAUAAUGAGAGGUUAUGUUUGCUGAAUCUUUUGAAGGCGAGGGAGAUUUUUGCCAAGGUGUUUGGACGGUUGUGA
Molecule: messenger RNA, 2700 nt
Organism: Fusarium pseudograminearum CS3096
Lineage: Eukaryota; Fungi; Ascomycota; Sordariomycetes; Hypocreales; Nectriaceae
Exons: 2
Coding region: 1-2700 (899 amino acids)
Biological process (GO): proteolysis; glutathione catabolic process
Molecular function (GO): protein binding; peptidase activity
Source: RefSeq, a predicted model, not a curated record